AUGACUUUUUCUAUAACUGAUGCUCUUCCUACACCUCUUGGUGAUGCAACUGUGGGCAGUGGUGCCACGAGAAAGAACAUAAAUUUGACUGAUGAGGAGAUUGUGGCGAAAAUAAGAUCUAUGGUGAGCAUCGGUGACCCUAAAACAAAAUAUACAAGAUAUAAAAAAAUUGGACAAGGGUUUUCUGGUACGGUUUUUAUUGCUAUUGAUGUGGCUCUGGGGCAAAAGGUUGCGAUUAAGCAAAUUGAUUUAAAGAAACACCCACAGAAGGAACUGAUCCUUAAUGAACUUUUGGUGAUGAAAAAACUAAAGAAUCCCAAUAUAAUUCACUUCUUGGACAGUUACCUGGUCGGAGAUGACUUGUUUGUAGUGACCGAGAACCUUGACUGUGGACCACUCACUGAUGUUGUAACCGAAACCUGCAUGGAUGAGGCGCAGAUUGCUGCUGUGUGCAGAGAGUGCUUACAGGCAUUGGAGUUUUUACAUGCCAAUUAUGUGAUUCACCGAGACAUAAAAAGCGACAAUGUACUUUUGGGGAUGGAAGGAUCCGUCAAACUUACCAACUUUGGGUUUUGUGCUCAUCUCACCUCUGAGCAGAAUACAUGCACUGGCAUGCGUGGAACACCCUACUGGAUGGCACCAGAAAUGGUUAUGGGGAAAGCUUAUGGCCCUAAAAUCGACAUCUGGUCGCUAGGGAUCAUGGCCAUUGAGAUGCUGGAAGGAGAGCCUCCCUACAUGAAAGAAGAUCCCACACAGGCCUUACACCUCAUUGCCACCAAUGGAGCGCCAGGACUUUCGAACCCAGAAAAAAUUUCCCCGGCAUUCCUGGACUUCUUGAAUAAAUGUCUUGAAGUGGAUGUGGACAAGAGAGGUUCAGCCAGGGAAUUACUAGAGCACCCAUUCCUGAAUAUGGCGAAACCACUCACAAGUUUAACGCCACACAUCUUGGCGGCCAAGGAGGUUCUCCAGAAAAACUACUGA
Messenger RNA from Urocitellus parryii (Arctic ground squirrel), 981 nucleotides. The record is from RefSeq and is a predicted model, not a curated record. NCBI's taxonomy places the organism in Eukaryota, Metazoa, Chordata, Mammalia, Rodentia, Sciuridae.